UGAAAGCAACGAAUCAUUCCAAAGAUAUUCUUGUUUAAUCACAUGCAUUGAUAAAAAUUAUGGCACUAACAAGAACAAUGUUAACUAACUUGCAAAGAAAAUUAUUUAAUUCAAUGCAAAAAUUGUACACUAAUAAAUUGAAAGUGACGAAUUUUUCAACAAAUAUCGGACAUAAUAUAAAGGAAGGUAAAAUUAAUGUAGAUGGUAUUGAUAUUAAUUGUGUUCAAGUUGGUAAAGGAGAACACCCUGUAUUACUUUUACCAGGUGUAAUGGGCUCAGCAUGGACAGAUUUUAAACCUCAAAUCGAAAAUUUAUCACAAGAUAAAUUUAAAAUUAUUGCUUGGGAUCCACCUGGUUAUGGAAAAUCUAGACCACCAAAUCGAAAUUUUCCAGAUAAUUUUUUUGAACGUGAUGCAACAUGGGGUUAUCAUUUAAUGAAGGCACUUGGUCAUUCGACUUUUUCAUUAAUUGGUUGGAGUGAUGGUGGUAUCACUUCUUUGAUUUUAGCUUCAAAAUAUUCGGAAAAUAUCAGAAAAAUGUUAAUCAUUGGAGCCAAUUCAUUUGUUUUACCUGAAGAAAUUCAGGUUUAUGAAUCCAUUAGAAAUAUUGAUAGUUGGUCAGCAAAAAUGAAAGAUCCAUUGCUGGCUUUAUAUGGAAAGAAUUAUUUUCAAGAAACAUGGAGCAAAUGGAUUGAUACAAUGAUUAUACUUUUUGCAAAAAAUAAAGGCAAUAUUUGUAAAGAACAUCUUGCUAAUAUUAAAUGUCCAACACUAAUUGUUCAUGGAAAAAAAGAUGUCUUAGUUGCUCGAGAACAUCCAACAUUUUUGAAUAAACAUAUCAAAAAUUCACAAAUUAAAUAUUUUGAACAAGGAGGCCAUAAUCUACAUUUAAGAUAUUCUGAGGAAUUUAAUGUUUUGGCGACAGAAUUUCUUAGCGAAAAAUCUAAACUGUGAAAACAAGUAGACAAAAAACGAAUUUAUAAUUAUUAUAUAAUAAUAUAUAUAAUUAUUAUUAUUAUGUAAAUACUAUAAUCGACAUAAAUUGUUAAGAUUUUUUACAAAUCAAUUGUUUAAAUAAAAAAUAUUCUAAACCUAUA
Leptopilina boulardi is the source of this 1096-nucleotide messenger RNA. Its product is annotated as valacyclovir hydrolase. The record is from RefSeq and is a predicted model, not a curated record. NCBI's taxonomy places the organism in Eukaryota, Metazoa, Arthropoda, Insecta, Hymenoptera, Figitidae. The transcript is spliced from 5 exons. Bases 60 to 953 code for a protein of 297 amino acids.